UGUGCCCAGUUGCUCAUUUUGCCAAGACAAGUAGCUAGAGAAACGCCAUUUGGAAAAAUGACAAGAAAGCUGCCCCCGAUUUCUUCAUCUCAGCCCCAGCCUACAACUUCCCGCUCUGUCCCCUCAUACUCUCGUUUCCCAACGCAUCUUCCUCCCCUGCCUCCGAAAACUUCUGGCUGUCAGACUGUUCCCCAGUGCCGUCCACUUCCCUCAGUUUACAGCCCUACCUCUUUCCCACCUCUGACUAGAGCCAUCCCUUCUUGCUACCCUACCUUACCAGUUUCCCUGCCCAGCUCUUCCUCUGUUCCUUCCAGACCACCCCCUCGCCGCUCUGUUCAUCUCACACCUCUUUCCUGUUACUGUUUUGUCUUGGCUCCUACUCCCCCUCCUAGCCCUUCUUUCUAGAUCCUUGGAGUCGGGUUCUCCCCAGCACUCCAACCAGCCCCAACCAGACCUCCAUGAUUCACAAAUCUCAUCCUGGAGGAAUGGUUUCCCAGCAAGUGGGACAGUUCUGGUACAGUCCAUAGGUGCUAGGACUGUGGAUCCCCAGGAGCCUGACCUGAUGAACAUCGGGAAUUUGAGAGAAUGGCCAGCCAACAUCCAUUUUGCAGGUUGGUUUCCGUGACCUAGGUCUCUGCAUCUGCUUCCAAUUGAGAUGGUAACACAGAGAUUUCAAGAGAAAUCUGCAACCUCAGACACUGGAUGAGAAACUAGAGGGCCAGUCCUCUUCAGCUUUUUCAAUACAUAGUUGGGGAGUUUAGAAGCACACUGAUGGCUUGGAAUGGCCCAAGGAAAUGACUGUCCAAGGUGAGGAUCAAUCAAGCCCAUUACCUCCGGGGUCUGCCGCUGGACGGCAUCCUUUCCUGACGGUAUGCAGGGGCGGUCCUAGUACCCAGGGUCUUGAGAAGCUGGGGAAGGAGAUGGCAGUCUCCCCGCACCUGCAAGCCAUCCAGGGCAGUGAGAAGUAGUUGGACGGAUCUGAUCGGAGCCCCGCCACAGUCAUGGCCGGUCGCCAAAAGGAGGUGAUCAUCGAUGAGGUCCAUCAGAACCAGAUCCUGCGCGAAUUGUACCUCAAAGAGCUUAGAACCCAGAAACUCUACACAGAGUACCACGUGAAUCCCCUCCGCAAGGUUCACACAAUCACCAGAAAGCCCAUGUCUUGGCAUGAUAACCUGGAGGAACCUGAAGAUGCCAGGUUUCUAAAUCUUCUUCACCAUGCUGCCCUGGGGCCAAGGAAGAAAUACCCAGAGACACAGACUGAAAGCCAAGAAAUCGGAUGGGACUCAGAGCCCUUGAAUAAGAAAAGAAAAAGAAAAAAGUGGAAUAGAUGGACAGGCAAACAGAAAGGAAUACGAUGGAAAUUACAUCCAGUUUCCCGUAAAGUCAAACUAUGAAGUACUUUAUAGUCUGUACCUAAGCAGGUGGAGAGACUUGUGUUCCUCUAGAGCACAGUUGGUGAGUUCGCCAGGGGUUGGUGUAACAACUCCAUUUCUCCACUAGAUGGUGCUGCUUAGCUUACUGGGGUGGAUUGUUGUGGCACGUGUGUAUAUGCAUGUGCAGGAGCAGUGAAAAUUGUGUCACCCAGCUACCCAGUCUCUAGUAUCAGAACUCUGUGCUCGCCCACUGGCAAUCAAGCACCCCUCCUUUGUCUCCAGCCUCCACCCACUCCCCACUACUUCCCUGUCCUUAACCAAGUCGUCAGCCUACCAGGCGGCACCUCCAUCCUGAGUUUUAUCUCGAUGGGGCUGUGUUUCCAAACCCCUCACUUCUGAGGGCCCUGUGGUUUUGACCCAUUCAGACCCUCUGGGGGAGGGUCUCACAGAGUAGUGGCCAAGUGCUGGCCACCCCUCGGAAUGCUCACAUGACCGUGCCACUGCAUUUGCCCAGAGACGGCGGCUGGGUGCCAGCCGCCCCAGGAAAAGUUCACACAGUUGUGUAGCAGCAGCAUUUCAGGGUUUAUGGAAA
Messenger RNA from Felis catus (domestic cat), 1965 nucleotides. It is a transcript of the gene CFAP144, whose product is annotated as family with sequence similarity 183 member A. Gene Ontology annotation, cellular component: ciliary base. The transcript has 7 exons. NCBI's taxonomy places the organism in Eukaryota, Metazoa, Chordata, Mammalia, Carnivora, Felidae. The record is from RefSeq and is a predicted model, not a curated record. Bases 1002 to 1394 code for a protein of 130 amino acids.